Mycena citricolor is the source of this 1279-nucleotide messenger RNA. NCBI's taxonomy places the organism in Eukaryota, Fungi, Basidiomycota, Agaricomycetes, Agaricales, Mycenaceae. The record is from the annotation of a GenBank genome assembly.
CACCCUGCUCCGUCUCGCCAUGUCGUCGUCCUCGUCCACCGCCCGGGAGCUUCUUGCGGUCAACCUGGCCGCGCUGACAUGCUCGUCCUUGUUCUACGGCAUGUUCCUGGUGCUGUUCGUGACCUCGCUGUAUCUCCUGGUCGCACGGUACCUGGCGGUGCGGCGGUCGAGAAAAGUGCACAGUCCUCCGUCUCUGUUCCGCUCGACUGUCUUCAUCGCGGCGAUCUUGAUGUGGUUCGCCGUCACUGCACACUGGAUCACGACGGUCUACCGCGCGUUCCUCGCGUUCAUCUAUUUUGAUAACGGCCAGGCGGCGAUCCAGUUUUAUCUUGAUGCAACACACACGACGGAUAUAAUGCAAUCAAGCUUCCUGAUGUUCUCGAUUCUAAUGGGCGACUCGUUAAUCAUUCACCGGCUCUGGGUCGUCUGGGAGCGCCGUGUUUCAGUCGUCCUGUUUCCGAUAUGCAGCUUGAUCGCGCUGACGACAUGCAGUGCCGUUUCGUUGUAUACUGUGAGCAGGAAGAACACUAAAGAGGACAUCUUCUCCAAUCCGUGGCUGACGAGCAACUGCGUCCUUACUCUCGUAACGAACGUCUACUGCACUGCUUUCAUCACGUACAAAAUCUGGAACAUCACGCGCGUUGUCAGACCGGUGGGAGGGUCCAGUCUUCGUGAAUUCUUGGUAAUCGUGAUGGAGUCCGCGGCAAUUUACGCGUACGUGCCACCACCUACUCUCACUUCCCCGACUCACCAUCUGCCUCUCGUCCACCCCAGUUCGUGGGCGAUCCUGUUCACAGCGACGUACAAAACACGCUCGCUGCUGCAGUUCCUCGUGAUCCAGUGCGCACCAGAAGUCGUCGGCAUCGUCAACGCGCUGAUUCACACGCGCGUGGGGCUCGGCUGGGCCGUGGAAGCCGUCACGCCGCUCGACGGGCCGUCCGAGAAGCUCGCGUUUGCACAGCGCUUUCCGACGCUGGGGCACACGACUGUGAGCGAGACGCUCAAUGGCGCGGGGAUCGGCAGCCUCGACUUGACCGCGACCGGUCCCGGGGUGGAGUGGGCUGCGGGGUCGCCGGACAUGGCUGUGGGCGGUGGCGGGCGAUGGGGGCAGGAAAAGCUGCCGGCCCUGUCCGGUUCGAAUUGGGAUCAGCGGUCUGACUCGAAAGACUCCGAGGAGGACUUGGGAGAGCUGUCUAUCGUGGAUAGACGCAGGGGUUCGACGUUUGACAGCUCUGUGGGCCACUCUACGUACCGGUCUGCUCUGGAAAGCCCAGUGUAG